This is a messenger RNA of Lates calcarifer (barramundi perch), 2597 nucleotides long. Its product is annotated as broad substrate specificity ATP-binding cassette transporter ABCG2. Gene Ontology annotation, cellular component: plasma membrane. The coding region runs from base 210 to 2132 and encodes 640 amino acids. Lineage: Eukaryota; Metazoa; Chordata; Actinopteri; Centropomidae. The record is from RefSeq and is a predicted model, not a curated record. Gene Ontology annotation, molecular function: ABC-type transporter activity; ATP hydrolysis activity; ATP binding. The transcript has 19 exons.
UAACACGCACACUCAACAAACUGCUCUCUCUCUCUCUCUCGCUCUCUCUCACACACACAUUGAUCUCUGCAGACUGUGUCCACACACUCUCCUGGUCAGUGUCCUGUGGUUUGGAUGUCCGUCAGCAGCUGAAUUCACACAGAUUUCUGUCUACGGCAGUUUUGCCUUCAGGCUGAGAGAGGUAGGGGAUAUCAGAAACCCAAAAGGAGAUGGAGCCCACAUUCAAUGGCACCUUAAAGCACCAGUCUGCAGAUUCAGGUCAGCAGCAGCAUGGCGCCACUGUCAGCUUCCACAAUAUUCACUACAAGGUGAAACAGGGAGGAAACUGUCUUUGUCGGAAGAAGGCCACAACCAAAGACAUUCUCAUUGACCUCAAUGGGCUCAUGAAACCGGGGCUGAACGCCAUCAUGGGAGCAACGGGAAGCGGCAAAUCAUCGUUCCUGGAUGUCUUGGCGGCCAGGAAGGACCCUGCAGGCCUGUCGGGAGAAGUCCUGAUCAACGGAGCUCCGCAGCCUCCAAACUUUAAGUGUCUGUCUGGAUACGUGGUGCAGGACGACGUGGUGAUGGGGACUCUGACAGUCAGAGAAAACUUCACCUUCUCGGCAGCGCUGCGCCUCCCAUCGACUGUGUCUCAGGAGGAGAAAGAGCAGAAAGUCAACAAACUGAUCCAGGAGCUGGGACUGGGCCGAGUGGCCGACUCACGGGUGGGCACUCAGCUGAUUCGUGGGAUCUCUGGCGGUGAGAGGAAGAGGACGAACAUCGGCAUGGAGCUGAUCAUCGACCCGCCCGUCCUCUUCCUGGACGAGCCCACCACAGGCCUCGACGCCAGCACAGCCAACUCUGUGCUGCUGCUGCUCAAGCGGAUGGCGAACCACGGUCGCACCAUCAUCCUAUCCAUCCACCAGCCUCGAUACUCCAUCUACCGCCUGUUCGACAGUCUCACCCUGCUGGUCACCGGCAAACAGGUUUAUCAUGGGCCAGCACAGAACGCACUGGAGUAUUUCUCAGACAUCGGACACACCUGUGAGCCCCACAACAACCCUGCUGAUUUCUUCCUGGAUGUCAUCAACGGAGAUUCGACCGCAGUCGCCUGCAGCAACAUGGAAGAUCUGGAUCCAGACUCAGAUUCAGUGUCAGUGUCCAAACGAGGGAUUGAGGACAAACUGGUGGAGGAGUACAGAAACUGUAACUACUACAAACAGACCAAAGCAGAGCUGGAGAGGAUAGUUCAGGGUAAGCAGGCAGCUACCACUGCUCCCUCCAGAACCAUCACGUACAACACCAGCUUUCUGACCCAGUUCAGAUGGGUUCUCAAGAGAACAUUCCGCAACCUCAUGCUCAACCCUCAGACUUCUGUCGCUCAGGUAGCAGUUACCUUGUUCCUCGCUCUGGUCGUAGGAGCCAUUUUCUUUGACGUCCAGGACAAUCAGAGUGGAAUGCAGAACAGGUUUGGUGCUCUCUUCUUCAUCACAGUGAAUCAGUGUUUCAGCUCUCUGUCAUCUGCUGAACUCUUCAUCUCUGAGAGGAAACUCUUCAUUCACGAGUAUAUCAGCGGUUACUACAGGUUGUCUGUCUACUUCCUGUCUAAGAUCCUCUCUGACAUUAUCACAUUGAGGACCAUCCCUGCCAUUGUCUUCACCUGCGUAGCGUACUUCAUGAUCGGUCUGAAGCCCACCGCUGAUGCCUUCUUCCUCUUCAUGUUUACCGUCAUGCUGGUCGCCUACACGGCCACCUCCAUGGCUCUGGCCAUCUCAGCCGACCAGACGGUGGUGGCCAUCGCCAACAUCUUCAUGACCAUCGCCUGUGUCUUCAUGAUGAUCUUUGCAGGAUUGUUGGUGAAUCUUCCCUCCAUUGUCAGCUGGCUCGCUUGGUUAAAAUACCUCAGUAUACCAAGAUAUGGCCUCAGUGCUUUGCAGGUUAAUGAGUUUACUGGGCUGAAGUUCUGUCAGGAUUUAAAUACCAGUUUCAUUCCACCUGGAAUCGCUUGCACAGGGGAGGAGUUUCUGACGGAGCAGGGCGUGGAUUACUCCACCUGGGGCUUCUGGCAGAACCAUGUGGCCCUGGGCGCCAUGACCAUCUGCUUCCUCGCCAUCACUUACCUCAAACUGCGCUUCAUCAGGAAGUUCACCUAGACCUUCAACAUCAUCAUCAUCAUUGUGAUGUAAUUUAAGACACAGGCUUGUGAUUGGAAACUCUGCAGUUUAAAUGUAUGUGCAGCUGGAGGUACUGUAGCCAUGGUUGUACAUCUUCCUCUUUUUUUUUUAACAGAUCUGUGUUUAUUUUUUAUCACAACGGUUCAUUUUCAUUUACAGUUGAUUCAUGUGACAAAAUAAGAGCCAGAAAUCUUCCAGCUCUAAUACUGAUCAUUUGUUUGUAAAAUUAUAUGUUGUUUAUGGAGAUGUUCAAGAGAAGUUCUUUAUAUAUAAUUUAUUCAAUCCUUACUAACACUGUAGCACAGUAUUGUGUUUACUCAUGAUAGACUGUAUUCUGAUUUUUGCACUUUAAAGUUCAGAGCCAAAGAAAACAAUUUUUUUCACACAUAAAGAAUUUUAUAUUUUUGAAGUUUUACAAAAUAAAAUACUGAGUUAGUGUUUUCA